Messenger RNA from Penicillium pulvis, 1329 nucleotides. RefSeq lists its product as uncharacterized. Bases 1 to 1329 code for a protein of 442 amino acids. NCBI's taxonomy places the organism in Eukaryota, Fungi, Ascomycota, Eurotiomycetes, Eurotiales, Aspergillaceae. The transcript has 3 exons. Gene Ontology annotation, biological process: proteolysis. The record is from RefSeq and is a predicted model, not a curated record. Gene Ontology annotation, molecular function: aspartic-type endopeptidase activity.
AUGUCUGGGUAUUCGGACCAGACUCGUGUGGCUCAGAACAGUGCUAUGGAAAACAUUCUUGAUGAAGAUGACGAAUCGCAAUCCAGCACCGCUAGCUUGAUCGAUAAGGAUGGGUUCCAAAUAAUGUAUGGAGAUAAUUCGCAAGUCUUCGGGGAUUAUAUGUCAGACAGUUUCCGGUUCAGUUCAAUUACAAUCAAAGACUUAGAAUUUGCUGUUGCUAGAGAAACAAGUGGAGGCUCGAUAGGCAUUAUGGGCAUUGGCUUUGAUGCAGGGGAGUCGAUCGCGUAUGCGGGUGGGAAGUCCUACAAGAAUAUCAUGGACUCGAUGGUGGAUCAAGAUCUGAUCAACUCGCGCUCCUACAGCCUCUGGCUCAAUGAUCUUGAAAGUGGAACGGGUAAUAUUUUGUUUGGUGGUUAUGACACGGCCAAAUUCAAGGGUAAUCUAACCCCAAUCGCCAUCCAAGAUGACGCAAAAAGUGGCAAGAUUACGUCUAUGACCGUCCCAUGGACAUCGCUUUCAAUUACAGAUCCUACCGAAGGCACGACGAGCCUGACUGGAAAGGACUUCGCGGAGCCCGCAGUACUUGAUUCGGGGUCAUCGAUCUCUAUUGUCCCACAGGAUAUAUAUGAUCAAGUCGCUGACUUUGCUAACGUACUUUACUAUGAAGAAAUGGCUUAUGUUGAGUGCGAGGUCAUGAAGUCGUAUAAAGGUACCCUCAACUUUGGGUUUGAUGGUUCCAGUGGGCCUAUGAUCUCAGUGCUCUUCUCCGAGCUUUGCCCUCCCAUGGUGGACAUAGAUGGCGCGCCCAUAACCCUUUCAAAUGGAAACACAUUAUGCUGGUUUGGGCUUGAAGCAGCUCAGGAAGGUGGCAUGAUAGUGCUAGGCGACUCCUUCCUUCGCUCAGCAUAUGUUGUGUACAAUCUAGACCGCAAAGAGAUCGCUAUUGCUCCGACCAUUUUUGAAACCGACGAAUCUAAUGUUGUGGAAAUUGACGCUCAGGGAUCUUCUGGCGACCAAAUAUGGCAUCUUUCUGGUGGGGUGACUGUCCAGCAGACGGCGACGGCUCGGCCAGAAGGACCAGGCCAACAAAAUACCAUGACAGUCACCACUGAGCUCUCGUACACGCCGACAGCCACUGGAUUUCACCUCACCGGCUCUACUGUCUCGCAAAGCAGUACUUCCUCUCAACAAAGUGGCAGUCCUCAGUCAACAGAAGCAUCCCAAGGCACCGCUACAUCUUCAGCAGCUCCUAAGUCGGGUGCUUUUGUCAGCCUUACAAUUUUCAUUAUAUCCCUUUUCUUGGUAAGCGAGUUGAUACUGAUGGUGUGA